CGCCGGUACCAGCGGGUUCUCCGGACGUUCCAGCGGCUCCGUUCCAUGAGCGGCGCGUUCCGGCACCACCGCGUUGACCGGAACACGGUGGCCCUGACGACGCCGAUCGCGGAGCUUCGCCUGGUGGCCCCCGAGAAGCUGCGCGAGGUGGGCGAGUUCGACCCCGCCAAGGAGCGGCUCCUCGACUACUCCCGACGCUGCUUCCAGGCCCUCGACCCCGAGACCCUGCGCAAGGUGCAGGCCCUGAAGCAGAGCAAGCUGCUGCUGCCCAUCACCUACCGCUUCAAGCACUGAGGGACCCCCCAAAAGGGACCUCCAAACCAACCCUGGGACCUCCAAACCCAGCCCUGGGACCCCCAACCCACCCC
This is a messenger RNA of Neopelma chrysocephalum (saffron-crested tyrant-manakin), 368 nucleotides long. It is a transcript of the gene CCDC106, whose product is annotated as coiled-coil domain containing 106. The record is from RefSeq and is a predicted model, not a curated record. NCBI's taxonomy places the organism in Eukaryota, Metazoa, Chordata, Aves, Passeriformes, Pipridae. The coding region runs from base 46 to 294 and encodes 82 amino acids. Gene Ontology annotation, cellular component: nucleoplasm. The transcript has 2 exons.